UCUGUCCUUAAUCUCCCCCACUCCAACUGUCGAGACCUCCAGGUUCAAGCAGGUUUUGAUCCAGACAGUUCCAGAAUGACUAUCAAAACUCCCUUUGAGGCUUACGGCCUACCAAGCCUCGACCAUACGGUCCCUCCCUGCUAUAUACGGAUUGCCCUAGUCUUUCCCGUGCCCAAGGUCUCUUCAGGAGUAGAGUACCUGCAAAGAGGCGCUGCCCUCUUAGCAUCUGAGUUCCCAUUUGUUACCGGCUAUGUCACACCUGUCCGGGACCCCAACGCCAGAAAGGGUGCUUUACAGAUUGAGCCGAUCGCCAGUUCUGACGAUGACCAUGCGAGUAUACUCAACGUGAAGCACCACUCUGCUUCUUGUCACUCGCAAUCAACCGUCGCUGAAGAGCAAUACCUGCCUCUUCCGUUUGCUCCCCAUCCGCAUAAGCCGGCCGCAAUCUUCCGUCUCCAGGCAAACGCGAUGUCAGACGGGGUCAUUCUGGGUGCUGUCUUUAACCACCAAGCUAUAGAUGGUACUGGGGCGGGAGCGCUACUACGCGACUUCGCAAGAUGCUGCAUGCUCGCGGCAGAAGGAACCGCCCCAAGCGCUGGGACAUUUGAGAUGGACCAUGAGUUACAAAUGGCCGGACGAGCGCUUUUAAGCUCAAAGGGCUUGGGUGCAUCUCUUCCGCGUCCCAACAUAGACCACAGCGCGGAGUUUCCGGUGGUGGCACCGCUGCCUGCGGACUGGGAGACCAUUACCUCUGCUCUAGAGCAAGCCGCAGAGUCGCUGAGAUUUCAGCGGUUUCUCCUCCCAGCCAAAGGCAUAGAGACGCUGACAAAUGCAUGCAAUGACUUGCUUCAGAGAUCGUACGAAUUGUCGGAAGACCAGCCGUGGGUAUCCAAAAAUGACGUGGUGGUAUCCCUUCUCUGGAUGUGCUUCACCCGUGCCAGGCGGGAUACAGCCAGCGCCACUCCUGGACAAAACGGUACCCCCUCCACGUCCGGGAUCUGCAUGGCAGUCAAUGUUCGGGGCAGGACUGCUCCGCCCAUUCCCGCGGCCUACGUAGGGAAUGCGUUUGUCAUGCUCCGCCAGAAUGUCAGUAUGGACGUCAUUCUAGGGGACCACGCCCCGUCUUCAGGAGAACGGUGCAUUCAGAAGCACUCGAGCACCGUACAAACUCUCUCCCACAUGGCAUACGCCAUUCGCCGGAAGCUCCAUUCCAUCGACGACACAUUCGUUCGGAGCGCCAUCUCCUAUCUCGAGGGAGUCUCGGAUCUUUCCGCCAUUGCGAUGGGUCAAAGCGAUUUCAACAUCAGCUGUCUCCAAGAUCUGAGUUUCUGCACAACUGAUUAUGGCGGUGAUCUGGGCGUGCCCGCUGAUAUCAGGAUGCCCAAGGGCAUGAUUGAUGGCCAAUUCUAUGUACUGCCGCGGAAAAGACAUCAUGGAGACGGAGACGCGUUCUGGGAGGUUGAGGCGACGCUGUGCCCAGAGUCUAUGGAACGACUGUGUGCCGAUGGGGUUCUGUCGUCGUACUCAUGCCGUGUCCCAAAGUAACUCUGGGGCUGAUAUCCUGCUGGCUUGUCCAUAGAUUCUGUUCGUUUUCUACUGUGGGCGGCGUAUGAAGUUGCUUAGUGCUCCGGUCCAACCAUUUCCUUGAAUUGCAUUGAUGAUAGGAUUAUUAUG
Messenger RNA from Aspergillus campestris IBT 28561, 1674 nucleotides. RefSeq lists its product as uncharacterized. The record is from RefSeq and is a predicted model, not a curated record. The transcript has a single exon. Bases 76 to 1545 code for a protein of 489 amino acids. NCBI's taxonomy places the organism in Eukaryota, Fungi, Ascomycota, Eurotiomycetes, Eurotiales, Aspergillaceae.